Molecule: messenger RNA, 1975 nt
Organism: Phytophthora nicotianae INRA-310
Lineage: Eukaryota; Oomycota; Peronosporomycetes; Peronosporales; Peronosporaceae
Exons: 2
Coding region: 1-1956 (651 amino acids)
Source: RefSeq, a predicted model, not a curated record
AUGAGCCACUUGGCCAGUGGCUACCAUUUCUCUGUGGGGGCGGUAGUACAGGCAAAAGGCACCACACUGUUGUCCUGGGGACUCAACACCAACGGCGAGCUCGGAAACGGCACCACGACGUCGUCACCAACGCCCCAGCAAGUCAUCACGCUCCCCAUGCAGCUGCAGAGAGAACCUCUCAGUGUCGCCCAUGUUUCGUGUGGAAAGCAUCACGUCGCUGUAAUCACAGGCCAAGCGAAACUCUUCACAUGGGGUUGCAACAAGUACGGACAACUGGGACUGGGAGACUUUUCGCCUCGCACUCAGCCACAAGAAGUUCAGUUCGCUCUGGCCACACUCAGCUCUCACCGUCGAGCAUUGCGCGUGAUGCACACAGUGCAACGCGCUGGGAACAACGUCACACACGUGGCAUGUGGGGCAGCUCACACACUCUUCGUGACUCAUCAGCAACAAAUUCUCGGGAUGGGCUACAACCAAGCAGGUCAACUAGGCCUGGGUCAUCGGCUACAGCAACAUAAAGGCUGGCGCAGUUGUACACCAAUUGCAGUCGAAUCUCUGCGCGACCAGAGCAUUCUCGACCUCGCAGCAGGUCAGAACCACAGUGCAUGUGCUCUUAGCAACGGGGACAUCUACACUUGGGGAUGUGGUGAUGACGGUCGCUUAGGAGAUGGCAAACUGGGCGACGGAGUGGCAACUCCGACACUGGUAAAACUAUUGCGAGAGGUUUCUGUCCGUGUCCGCUCAGUUCGCUGUGGGGCAAGACACAUGGCUGUCAUUUCCGACUGUGACUUGCUGUACAUUUGGGGUGCCAACGACUUUGGACAACUUGGUUGUAAGGACAACAAGCCGCGAUCUCGGCCGUUCUUACUGGUCACCGCGUCGCUGUUGGCUGAGGGAGUGGAGGAUGUGGCGCUGGGUGAAUUCCAUACUACAUGUGUGACGUCUGCAGGAAAGGCUUACACGUGGGGACUAAAUCUGAGAGACAACAAUGCUCUUGUCGGUUCUAGCACUUCUCCGCACAUGAUUGAGUUGCCUGAGAAGGAGCGAGUGAGAAGAAUUUCAUGCGGAUGGACUCAUACGGACGUCGUCACGUAUAUUAAUGCUGAAGAAGCAAGCGUCUCUGGACAAGGGGUGAACUUUGACAGGAAAAUUGAGCGAGAACGCAUAAACCAACGCAAGGCCGAAGUGGCACGUUGGAGAGCUUUUCUUGCGGCAUCUACUUCUUGUGCAGCCAAACGACACGAUAAGGAACAAGAACCAUCGAUCGAGAGAGCUGUCAUGGCAUCGAUCAAGACAAGGAAGCACUCAAAAUCUACAACAAAGGGGGUUUCUGAACAAACCGAAGCACUAGAAGGGGUCAACUUAUCGCUGGAAAAGCUUGCUGUUUCGUACAGCAGCCAGGCUAUUAAGGACGCAGUGAGGAAUUUUACUCAAGUGAUUCGCACUGCACACAGAAAUCGCAUCAGGAGUGCGAGAAGCAAUCACAGUAUGCCUAGUAACAACGGUUUGGAGCGACAAUCAACGCAAGUGAAAGGGGUCUUUUACCACAAUCAAUUACGACCACCCGAACUACCAGCAGCAACAGAGUUUUCUUCUGCUGUUGGUCGAAAGCCCUGGAAUGCGCCUGUCGGAACACCAAUUCGUCCAGAUUGUCACCAGGUCGUAAUAUGCCCUCCCUUCUAUCCGACUCCUCCUGCACGAGAAUCACUAAACUUGUCCAAUCAACGUUCAUUGGACCCAAAGCAAGCCGAGCUGCGUGUCCCUACCAAGUCCAGUACAGGAGGCUUCAACGUGCAUUCAAAGCAUCAUGCUCGUUAUCCAACCGUCGUUAAACGACCAGCUACUCCAUCUCCUCGCACUCGCGUCACAGUCGUGGAGGCAUUAUUGCAUCAACCCACGUUCUCAAUCACGCAAGGAGCACUCACGUCUGCUCGAUCUCGUUCAGUGAGCAAGUAGACAAUUUUGAGUCAAAGCC